GUCACACUCGGCAGCCUCAAGUACUCAGUCAACUCAGUCGUUGCUCGAUAGACUCGUUUCUAUACUCAACGACGGUUCUCCUAGUAUUUUGACUGGCCAUGGCAAGAUAUAUUCGAGGUCUCAUCGCUCCUGGGACACUUCUUUGAUACUGGAUCUUCGCCGCGUGCAACAUGGGCGACUUCUAGCCCACCGCCAGUGACACUGCCAUCUUGCUGGGCGCGACUUUGGAUAGUAUACUACGCCGCUCCCCUCGCUUCUCAAUUUCAGGCAGCCAAAUGCUGCUCAGCCGAAUGCGACAGCCUGACUGAAUGGCUGGCCAUACCGAGGAAUCAAUAGCCCUGUUGAAUGAGGGCGAGAGGGACUCACAGGAGGAGCUGAAGCACGUGCAGCAUCAUCCAACGACUCGACCGAAGCCAACGCUCUCGCAAUGGAUAUCCGCAGCUCUAACUCUCUUCGUCCUUGUUGAUCUCCUCGCCUACCUCUUCGUCUUCCGCUCCGUCGUCAACGACAUCCGAGCAUCAGAGACUGAGCUCGAGUUCCGGGCCCCUACCCACGACCCUAUCGAGAAUGUACCCAGGGUCGCCGCGCUCGUGAAUAGCGAAGAACCGGUGAAGGUGUAUCCGCUAGACGAACAUCGAUGGCUGAGUGCAUACGGGACGGUGACGCCUCUAAACCGACACCUAAGGGUUUCUGCUACGAUGCACACCAUCCUCCAGUUCAGAGUGAUGGACUACGGAAUGGAGCGACCAGUCAGCCUCGACCUCUGCGCUGUGGACGUCUCUCACCAGAUUGACCCCCUCACACUCUCAUGGUCGACUCGCCCUCCGUGUCGAUCCGUCGUUGGGACGCUCCACGGAAGCGGCGGGGAGGAAGUGCGCCUGCCGGAGUUCUCGUGCAAGUGGGGCUCACUGUAUACGUAUGAGGUGUCGUGUGCUGCCAUUCGCCUGCGUGCGAUGAAUGGGACGUGGGGUGUGUUCAUGUAUCAGUUCCAAACUGUCUGAGUGUGUGUUCGUGUAUGUGUACAUCCACAAUAUCUCAUGUUCUUUCACGAA
Molecule: messenger RNA, 1052 nt
Organism: Fomitopsis serialis
Lineage: Eukaryota; Fungi; Basidiomycota; Agaricomycetes; Polyporales; Fomitopsidaceae
Exons: 7
Coding region: 309-1001 (230 amino acids)
Source: RefSeq, a predicted model, not a curated record